Messenger RNA from Mollisia scopiformis, 1819 nucleotides. RefSeq lists its product as uncharacterized. The record is from RefSeq and is a predicted model, not a curated record. NCBI's taxonomy places the organism in Eukaryota, Fungi, Ascomycota, Leotiomycetes, Helotiales, Mollisiaceae. The coding region runs from base 228 to 1718 and encodes 496 amino acids. The transcript has 2 exons.
CACUGGCCCCGCGUCAUCAUACGAAGUGAGGCUUGGGUUUUGAAGAGAUCUUGUGAAAAAGCAUCUAGGCAACAAGCCGCACUAACUGCACACUACGCAAGAAUUGCGAAGCUGUCAUUGAGUUCUGUUCGUCUGUGUAGGGUUGAGCUUGCUUUUUACAUUAGCCAUCCACAGCUUCGCGGAGCUGUACACCAUCCAACCCAGCAAUGCUUCAACGCAGGUAGGAAAUGUCUCUGCUACAUUCCUCCACUCGUCGACCGGCUCCUCUCCAAGAUGAAGAUUACGAUCAUGAAAUCAAUCUCAUCGAUCAUACGAAACAAGACACUGCCCAACCGACUUCGCUCAAACGACUUUCCCGAAGUCGGUCUCCAAAUGGCACACACCUUACUCCAGAGAUCUCCGACUCCUCUUCUAGACGGCACAGCGAUGUACCAUUACGGAAACAUGCAACACCACAACAUCUGCGAAAGGAAUUGACACGAAGAAAAUACGCCAAAUACCAAGAUCGCGGCGUUGCAAACGUCUCAGAUGAUGAACAAGCUGAAGAUGCGGACGCGGAUCCAGAAGACCACAAUGAGGAGAAUGGGAACGCUGAUGAUGAAGGAUCCCGAGGUCGGGCACCUGAACGUCGAUGCAUAAAAGGACCCAAAGGCCACAAAGAACCGAAGUCUGCAAUAGACAUCCUAUACGAGAACCAGCGUGGUGGAUUCCUCUGUGGCAUGCCCUUGUUCUCUUCCAAAGCACUGGGGAAUCUCGAUCCGUCUCCAUGGACCAAUGUUGCCCAUAAGACUAGUCCCACGGAUAUCACAAAUGCUCAAGUUCCUGAUCCCUCAUGGGAAUGGGCUUGGAAGGAGUGGACCAUCAAUCACGAAAAUGAUGUCGAUAGUGAUGGAUGGGAAUAUUCCUUUGCGUUCUCAAAAAAAUUCUCAUGGCAUGGGCCGAAAUGGUGGAAUUCAUUUGUCAGACGUCGAGCAUGGAUUCGAAAACGCGUCAAGAAGCAUAGUGGUUAUGAGGGGAACAACGCACACAUGCUCAAUCCCGAUUAUUUCACCAUACAUUCUGCCCAGGAACGAAGUAGGAGCCGUGGAUCCAGCGUUCCCACCAGCGAACAGCACAGACUCAGCUUCUAUUCGAGGAACGAAGCCGAGGAAAAUAUUGUUCCAGAAGACAUUUCUGACAUUGGAGCAUUAAUGAAAGCUCUUCGGCAGGCUCGUAUUGAUCGAGAGAAGACUGAAGCUAUUGAGAGCUUCAUCGCGCACGGCGGGGACGACCUCUACUAUCUGAGAGACCACAUGCAUGAAAUCAUGCGCAUGUUCAUAUUCCAGGCUUCACGGCGCUCUCUCCUUACCCAUCUGCUGAGGAUCUUCAAUGAAGCGGCUGAGAAGCAGAAGGAGGUCAGCGAAGGGGAGAAGGACGUCGAUCCCGCCGUCAAGAGACGAUACGAUAACCUGGAAGCUGCUGUACAACAUGCAGACGAGGAGGUCAAACGUCUAGAAUUCUGGUCUGAUGUCAAGGACAUGGCGGAAAAGGGCGAGACGAAAGGUGCAGUAGACGAAUCUCAAGGAUGGGAUAGUCGUUGGACUGGACUUGAUGGAAGUGGACCAAAAGAGAUCUGGGGCCACAAGAUUGCUGGGCUCGAUGAUUGUGAUGAGCACGAAGGUAAUGGAACAGCCAAAGAGCCAAAGUCCGAUGAUGGGAAGGGAAAAGCAAAGGAAUAGCAUGUCAUGUCAGCAAGGCGUUUAGGAGAUACCUCAGCAUUGGCGCAUAGCGGGAAUUGGGACUUGGAUAAGCCUCAGUAUACGGAAAGCAUUAAUAUAUG